UUUUCGAGAGCAAGAUCUGAUUUGAUUGUGAUUGUUGUCUUAUGAGUCAGGUUUACAAAAGUGUGCUUAGUUAUACAUACACGCAUUUCUAUCAUUUCAGUACACAACUACACAACAUAACUUUUCAACAGGAGCCAGUAUUAGGACGCCGCUAUCUCUCAGAGCAUGAUUUACUCCUCUCAACCAUAAAUAACCAUCCAAAGUGCUCCAAUGCAAACACCUCUCGUAUAUAUCUAAAACAUUAUCAACCAUCGUACUCGUUGGGAGAACAGAUCAAAGUUCAAAUAGAUCUGUUUGAUAGGGAUGGUAACCGGAAGUCAACUGGGGGCGACCAUCUGAGAGUGUGGAUGGAAGAUCCCAAGACUUCAGCAUCCGUCUCCGGUGAGGUUUUCGACCACAAUGAUGGAAGUUACACUGGUGUUUUCAAAGCCACAUGGGCCGGACAGGCUGCGAUACGCGUAUUUAUUGCAACACGAAGAGAGGAGUUGGCUCUGUAUUACAGAAUUUUCAAGCAAUACUCCAGUAUAUGGACAGCAUAUGCUGAUUUCAACAAGAAACCGCUGUCUGAAACAUCGAGAUGCUCAGCAAACCAACCGAGUAUUUCAAAGACCAACGAGUGGUGUAACUUUACAACUGAGAACGAUGGUUUUCCUUGGUUUUGCAAGAAGACUAAUUUACCUUGUGAAACAUGGACAAAAUCCUACACUGGCCCAAAUAAUUUCACACUUGAUACUUCUGAUAAAGACAUCCUUACAUGGUCAGGUAAAGACCCUGCACCCGAUACCCUACCAAUGGCUUUAAAUGUAUCUAUAAAGAAAGUUGGAAAUUCAUCAUUGCUGACGCCACCUGAUAUCUCCUGUAAUAAUUUACCAGCAAAAGUGACCUGGCAGCAGAAAUCUCCAAACGGUUAUUUUCACAACAAUGAGUGGCAUUCGCUAAUGUGUCAUGACACACUGCCACGCACCAUAGAUACUUACAGACAAUGCUUGAAAGGAAGGACGCUAUGGCUUCAUGGGGAUUCAACAAGUGCCCAAUUCAAAACAGCUCUUCACUCCUUCUUGCGCUUUCCUUCACAUGCAGAUGCUCAUGUACCUGUUAUUGACAAAGAUCAAUUAUACAAUUUUUCAGUUUCCUGGCAUGCUCACGAAUUACCGUUCUACCAUGGAUCUCGACACUACCCAAGAUAUACGAGCCAAGCUCAGCACAUCAUGAUGGACCGUCUCCCGAACACCACCAAGGACAUCGUAGUGUUAUAUUUGUACGCUCAUUUCACACUUGUCCACCCGGAUGAGUUUCGGCGACAUGUUCGACGACUUGUUCCAUCUGCAAAGAACCUCUUGGCACGCGCCCCCAAUGUUACACUUGCAGUUCGUGGCCCACAUGCAUAUUUAAGAGGGACACAAAGUUUGUUAUCCUACUGGGGUCUCAUAUAUUCUGAUAUUUGGCAUGAGGAAUUCGCUUCAUUGCAUGACAAGAUUGUUUAUUUAGAUUUCUGGGAUUUGACCAUGGCGAAACGUUCUAGAAAAGUUCAUCCAAGCAUGGACACAGUGCACCAAAUGGUACGCAGCAUGAUGUCAUUGUUGUGCUUUAGGAAAUGAUUCAAUACAGAGACAAUAUAUCGGGUUCCCAUUUGACUAUGUAGCACAUCAAUAGAACAUUCAUUUUCACCAAUGCAUUUGAAACAGUCUGGAGAGUAGGUUCCUGGUUAAUAUAACAAAGAUAUGGUGUUUAGGCAGGUUUAUAAAACAAUUUAAUAACAUGCAAAAGAAUAUAUCCAACGGCACAAACAGGCCAUCCACGGUGGGAUUAUUUUCAUAAACAAAUGACCAACCCUGCGAUCCAGUGGAAAGAGCGUCUGCCAGGAGAGCGGCAUGCAGAAAAAAGGUUAUACUGUCCCCGAAAAUUCUUGAAAAAUAAUAAUUAUGCUUCAGACUGUUGACAAAAAGAAAUUGCCUGCCAAAAUAAAUUCAUGGUUGCAAGGAUGUGAUUUUCUUUAAACAAAAACAGGAACAUAUCUUUGAAUUAAAAAAAUCUGGUUUUGGAGCUGCAGCUGAAAAUGUCUAAUCACCACAAACAUUCUGGGUUCAUCAUUCUGGGUUCACCAUUCUGGGUUCAUCAUUCUGGGUUCAUCAUUCAGGUUCAUCACUCUGGGUUCAUCAU
Molecule: messenger RNA, 2160 nt
Organism: Haliotis rufescens (red abalone)
Lineage: Eukaryota; Metazoa; Mollusca; Gastropoda; Lepetellida; Haliotidae
Product: NXPE family member 3-like
Exons: 3
Coding region: 42-1598 (518 amino acids)
Source: RefSeq, a predicted model, not a curated record